Alternaria incomplexa is the source of this 1398-nucleotide messenger RNA. RefSeq lists its product as uncharacterized. NCBI's taxonomy places the organism in Eukaryota, Fungi, Ascomycota, Dothideomycetes, Pleosporales, Pleosporaceae. The transcript is spliced from 2 exons. The record is from RefSeq and is a predicted model, not a curated record. Gene Ontology annotation, molecular function: chromatin binding. Gene Ontology annotation, biological process: regulation of transcription by RNA polymerase II. Gene Ontology annotation, cellular component: NuA4 histone acetyltransferase complex; SWI/SNF complex. The coding region runs from base 1 to 1398 and encodes 465 amino acids.
AUGAACAUUCCCAACGCAUCGACCGCACCAGCUGCGGGAGAGUACGCCGGAGAUGAGGUCUCUGCGAUCGUCCUCGACCCCGGCUACUCGACCGUUCGCGCUGGAUUCGCUGGCGAGGACGUGCCCAAGUCCGUCUGCCCUUCCUUUUACGGCCAAACAUCCUCAGGCGAACACCUCUUUGGCGAAAAUGCGAUACAUGCGCCGGUCGGCGGUCUCGAUAUUAAGAACUAUUGGGGCUCAGACGGCAUUGUAGAGGACUGGGAUACCGCGACCAAGCUGUGGGAGUAUGCGAUCACGAGCCGACUCACCGGCGCAAAACCAACCGACCCUACCAAGAACGGGCUGAACGAUGGCAAUGGCGAGAACGAGAAUGGGGAGGCCAUGGACGUGGAUAUGGACGCGUUAGAAAACAACGAGAAGCCGCUGGAAGACAGCCCGCUGUUGAUCACGGAACCAGGCUGGAACAGCGCAAAGGCGCGGGAAAAGUACAUUGAGAUCGCCAUGGAGGACUGGGGCACGCCAGCUUUCUUCUUGCAAAAGACUGGUGUAUUGGCUGCCUUUGCAUCAGGAAAGGCGUCAGGCAUCAUCAUUGACGUCGGCGCGUCGCAUACAUCUGUCACGCCUGUGCUCGACGGCAUGGUGCUGCGAAAGGGCGUCCAGAAAUCGCCUCUAGCAGGUAACUUUGUCUCCGACCAGAUACGGACGUCAUUCAAGCAAGCCCAGCCUGAAGUACCAUUGACACCGCACUACAUGGUCAAGAGCAAGACACCAGUCGACGCUGGCGCACCCGCCCAAGCAACCUACAAGACAUUCGAGACACCACCGACCGACUCUUUCCGUCUAAACGAAGAGGAGCGCAUUCUCACGUCCUUCAAGGAAUCCGUCGUAGAAGUUUGGCCCGGCCCCGGCCGCUUCAGCACCAACGAAGAGCUGGCAAAGAGCAUGCCAGGCCGACCGUUCGAAAUGCCCGACGGCUGGAACCAAGUCUUCGGCAUCGAGAGGUUCCGCGCCGCAGAGGGCCUCUUCGACCACAACGCCGCGCUCGCCAGCGAAACCAUGCCCGCGCCGAAGCCUGAACAGACAAUCCCCCGACUCGUACAAGCAGCAGUCCAACAAGUUGACGCCGACCAACGUCCUCUCCUCCUCUCCAACAUUGUCGUAACAGGUGGCUCGACGCUGCUCUACAAGUUCAACGAGCGCCUCAACUACGAAAUCAACGCCAUCUACCCCAGCACUAGGAACAAGCUCAUCGCACCCGGUAGCGUGGUGGAGAGGAAAUACGCAGCCUGGAUUGGCGGCAGUAUACUAGCUAGUUUGGGCAGUUUCCACCAGCUGUGGAUCUCGAGGAAGGAGUACGAGGAGCAUGGUGCUGGUAUCGUCGAGAAGAGAUGUCGUUAG